CCACAGUUUGUAUAUAAAGGUAUAAAACUAUAAGGUGCUCGACCUGUUUUAAGUUUCGAAAUUAUUUGAUAUUCUUCUGGUUGGGAUGGAAAAUCCCGGAUACGCGACAGACGACAAAGCUACGUUGCCUAGCUACGAGGAGCUUCCUGAGCAGACAGGAGGUUUCCACCAGCCCCCAGGCCCCUACCCUCAGUCAGUAACAGUGCCGCCCAUCGGUCCUGAUGAGUUACCUCCCCCAUAUACUCCACCUGGGGCCUCACUAUCAAUCAACUGCAAAGUUUGCCAGAAUAUUGUUCCCAUAGAUGGCAAACAGAACCAGAAUGUUGUAAAAUGCAAUUUCUGCAACGAGGCUACACCUAUCAGAGCGCCACCCCCUGGUAAGAAGUAUGUCCGCUGCCCAUGCAACUGUCUCCUAAUAUGUCGAGCAACGGCUGUGAAGAUUGCAUGUCCACGAGCAAACUGCAAGCGCAUAAUAACACUGGGAGGGUCGGGGGGUCUGGCGAAUGUCAUAGUGCGACCUCCAAACACUAACAGAGUGCAGUGUGUUCACUGCGGGGAAGUGUUCUUGUUUGCACUACAGAGUACAGCACUCGCGAGGUGUACAUGUUGUCGCAGAGUGUCAUCUGUGGACCCAUCUUAUAUUCGCAUGAGAGUGGGGAUGUACCUUCUGUUAGGGUUGAUAUUCCUGGGAGCAGGGGUCGGAGUGACGGUUGGAACUAUGGAGUUGGCUGCUCGGUCUGGGGGAAUUUAUACUGUCUGGAUUGGUGCAUUUGUGAUUGGAGUGUUGUUCCUCAUUCGGGCGCUGUUUGUGGGCAGCAUCCGUACCAGCACUGUACUAGGGCCUGCAUAACAAAGACAAACAGCGACUUGUAACAGUGAGUUCUAACAGCCCAACUAAAACAACCGAGUUGUAACUAUGAAGUCCAUAAGAUUCUGGUACAAAAAAUCAAAAAAAUCUUGUCAUUUUACACUUUGUUGUUCAUAUUAUUGUUAUAUCCUGUAAUGCUUUGAGCUUCUUUGUGCCACUGGUCCAGAAAAGACUGUUUGUACUUUUUUAUGUAAGACUUUCUUAUGAUUGUUACUAAUGUAUAGACUAUGUGGUUAUUGUUACUUAUUCAUGAACUGUAUUGUCAGUGUUACUGAUGUUGUGCUUAUAGAAAUGAAUGAGAUUAUUCUGUGAUUUACCUAAGGCUAACAUACACUAAUUUAUUAUAUACGCUGUAGAUUUUCUUGUCCAAAGAGUUGAUUUUUCCAUUGAGUUGGAGAUUUUGUUCUUUGUAGUUUGUAAAGAUCGGUGUAGUUUUACAUGAUUUAAAUAUGUGCUACCCAGAUUUUACCCUUGAUUAUUUGACAUUUAUAAAAUAUCGGAAUAAAAUGUUUUCCAAUAUUUUUGCAUAAUAGAUUUGAAUUUCUUGUGAUGGUAAAUUCAGACUUUUGAAUUAUCAAUCAGCUUUAUGACAUCUGCAUUUACCUCAGAUUCAUUUGAUAGCCUUCACUUAUUAAUUAAAAUUAAAAACUUAACCAAAUUCUAUUUGUUUGUCCAGCUAGCUCUGUUGGUAGAGCGCUGGAUAACAAAUCUGAGGAUCAAGUUACCCGAAUUUAGAUUGCACGUGUCAACUGCACUAAAAUGUUGAAAAAAGUUGUGUCAAAAAUCACUCAUGCCACGUCCCUAAUAAUUUGGUAUGAUGUUUAAAUAUCUUGUAGACUAUAUAUCAAACAUUAUUAACUAAUAUUUAUACCUGAUUAUUUUUUCAAAAAUAAUGAGAACUCAACGUUUUCCAUCUGAUGUAUAUUGUUUAAAAAAAAAUAUUAUAAAUUUAUAAGAAAUUAAAUAAAUUAUAUUAUCAAUAAAAUAUAAACUUAUUUAACUUAUUAAAGGAAUACUCUAAAAAUCAUGUUCAAAAUAAACAUCUGUAAUGUACAUGUAGGUGCGGAUUUAAAUAUUUUUGUCUUGAUAUAUGUAAAGUUUAAGUGUUUUUCAUCUAUAUGUAUGUACCAGGCUGCAAGCUGUAUGCCAACGAUGACAAGGCAGUGUGUUGAAGAUUGUUUAAAUUGUUCCUUUAAUGCAUUAUGCAAAUUAUAGUUGGUUUUACAGUCCAUUUAAUUAUGUUCUAGCAUUAUGUCCAUAAAAUAGUGUCUGUAAACAUUUAUUUUGUGAUAACUUUGUGUUAUAUGUGUUUUGUAUAUUGAAUCCAUGAAUAUGAAGCAAUGCAUUCAUGAUUGACACCAAAAUAAUUCUGAACUUCAACAAUUUAAUUGAUGCAAAUCAAUAUAAUUUAUCAUUUAGUUAAACACAUUUUAAUUUUUUUACUAAAAUUUUAAAAGAAAAGUUAAUAAGCAAAAGUUAUAGAAAUAUAUUUGUUUAGAGUGCAUUGUUGAGAACCUGAUCCAGAAUUAUUUUAUAUUGUGUGAUACAUACUUCUUCCAUUCCUCCAUGCAAACUUAUUAACACGUCUUAUAGUGUCGAGCUGUUUAACUGCAUUUAAGAAAUUUCAUAUGUUCUGUUAAAAUUGUUAAUAUUUCACUAUUUAUUUUAAGUUAUUUGAAUUGUGGUGGACACCUACAAAAUUGUUUAUUUUUGUUGAUACCGGUAAAUAGUAUUCUUUGCGUACUUGUUUUAUUAUAUCCAUGUUAUAUUUUUGUGCACAGUUUAUUUUUAAUGGUAAAUGUUCAACAUGUGCUAUUGCUAAAUAUGAGUAAAACAUGUACUUAACAUUAAUAACAUGUGCUGAACAUGAGUGCAAUAUGUGCAAAACAUUUGUAAAAGAUGUGCUAGACAUGGGUUUCACAUAUGCUAAGCAUUUAUUCCAUCAAUGCACCUGUAUCGUAAGGUAUAGUAUAGAAUAGUGAAGUAUUUUUGUGAAUUGUAUAAUGUUAUUUGAUUUUUCAUUUUGAGACGUUUUUAACCAGGUUUUCCGAAGGAAAAAACUGGUAAUUAGAUUGGCGAAUGUCGGCGGGUGGGCGGGCUUGUCUGGGCCAUAACUUUGUUGUUCAUAGUGAGAUAUUAAAAUCAUUUGGCACAUUUGUUCACCAUCAUUAGACGGUGUGUUGCGCGAAAGAAUUACAUCAAUAUCUCCAAGGUCAAGGUCGCCACGACUAAAAAUAGAUUGAUUUUGAAACAAGGGGGGUAACUUUGAUCAGUAAAAGUGCACAUUUUGAGUUGGUCUCCCUUUAUCACAUUUUUUUUUCAAAUUUAAAUCAAGGUCGCCAUGAGUAAAAAUAGAUUGAAUCUUACACAAGGGCGGUAACAAUGCACAUUUUGAAUUGUCUCCCUUUAUCAGACUUUUUUUUUCAAAUUGAAAACCUGGUUUUGUGACAAUUUUGUCCCUUGUCUUUUGGUUGAUUUAAAGGGUAGAGCAUGCAAUGAAAGGAUUAAUAAAAAAAACAGGUAGGUUUCAAAUAAAGAUAAUUUUAUUUGUUCAGCAGCAAAACCUGUAGCACUUACCAAGGUCGUGGUUUAGUAUUUGCCUGUCAAAAUAAAUUCUCUGUGUUCAAAACUAAACUAGUAUGCUCAGAGUAUUUUUUUGUAAGUUUUACAUUGUUUAGAAGUCCUUGCGUAAAAAAAUUGACUUAAAUGGUUUAUUAUUAACUGAAAACUGCAUUAUGUUGGUGUUUGAAAUGUCUUAACAGUUUCUGGUCAGUAUUUAAUAAAAAUGGUAACGUUAAUUUGAGACAUACACAGAAGUUGCAAUAAUAUUGAAUUUUUGUAAUGUAGAUACCUUUUUUAAAAGUUGUCUCACAUUAUUUUUAGUGAUUGAGUAUCUGUGUGCAUCAGGAAGACAUGUGUUGUGUUAAAAUUCGGAAGUCUACUUCAGAAAAAGUUUUACAUGUUUUGCUUUGCAGAUAAGUAAUAAUUAUCUAUCCACUUUUCUUGACAUUAAAUGUGCUUGUUGUCCCCUACCAGUUUCACCAGAGGGGACAUAUGCUAAGUUAUGGUUUGCACUCCGUCUGUCAGUCCGUCACACUUUUCUGGAUCCUGUGAUAACUUUAAAAGUUCUUCAUAUUUUUUCAUGAAACGUGAAACAUGGAUAGAUGGCAAUAUGGAGAUUAUGCACGUCAUUUCAUUUUGUUCCUACGUCAAGAAUUCUGGUUGCUAUGGCAACAAAUAGACUAGAAAUACUGCUGAAAAUGGUGGUUUUCUGGAUCCUGUGAUAACUUAAAAAGUUCUUCAUAUUUUUUCAUGAAACUUGAAACAUGGAUAGAUGGCAAUAUAGAGAGUAUGCACGUCAUUUGGUUUUGUUCCUACAUCAAAAAUUCUGGUUGCUAUGGCAACUAAUAUAAAAAACUUCUGAGAAUGGUGGAAUUUCUGACAAUGGUGGAGCAGGUAGGGGACAUAUAUUGCUUGGCAAUAGUCUUGUUUAAUAAUGGCAUUGUCAUUUCUUACAUUGACAAGCCUAUGCUAUUGAAGUGUGUAAAAAUCCUGUUAAAUAAAAUAUAAUUUAUCACUUA
Dreissena polymorpha is the source of this 4449-nucleotide messenger RNA. Its product is annotated as type 2 phosphatidylinositol 4,5-bisphosphate 4-phosphatase-like. The coding region runs from base 86 to 850 and encodes 254 amino acids. The transcript has 8 exons. Gene Ontology annotation, biological process: phosphatidylinositol dephosphorylation. NCBI's taxonomy places the organism in Eukaryota, Metazoa, Mollusca, Bivalvia, Myida, Dreissenidae. Gene Ontology annotation, cellular component: phagocytic vesicle membrane; lysosomal membrane; late endosome membrane. Gene Ontology annotation, molecular function: phosphatidylinositol-4,5-bisphosphate 4-phosphatase activity. The record is from RefSeq and is a predicted model, not a curated record.